Messenger RNA from Gordionus sp. m RMFG-2023, 1722 nucleotides. RefSeq names its product kinesin-like protein KIF20A. Bases 1 to 1722 code for a protein of 573 amino acids. Gene Ontology annotation, biological process: microtubule-based movement. Gene Ontology annotation, cellular component: microtubule; nucleus; kinesin complex. The transcript has 11 exons. Lineage: Eukaryota; Metazoa; Nematomorpha; Gordioida; Chordodea; Parachordodidae. Gene Ontology annotation, molecular function: ATP binding; ATP hydrolysis activity; microtubule motor activity. The record is from RefSeq and is a predicted model, not a curated record.
AUGGAAGAUAUAAUUAGAAGUCUGGGAACAGACUUUGAUGAAGAAUAUUUUAAAAAGGAAAAUGAAAUUCGACAAAGUUUACUUAGCAAUGCAAUAAACGUUUAUCUAAGGAUUAGACCAAAUAAACGUUCAGAAAAUGAAAAAGAGUUUCCCUUUAAAAUCGAAGAUGAUAAUUCAAUUACUUUAGGAUCUCAUCAGACCAAAAGCUAUAAAUUUUUUUACACUAAAAUAUUUUCUGAAAGCUCAAAUCAGAAAGAUGUUUUCGAAAUUUGCAUGUCCAAAAGCAUACAAAAUUUUAUAUUAUAUGAAAAAUCUUUUCUCCUCUUUACAUAUGGAAUAACCAAUUCAGGGAAAACAUAUACAAUGCAAGGUAACAUGUGUAGUAUUGGAUUGUUACCGAGAUUUUUGGCCACACUUUUUAUGAUGCUCAAAGAUAAUCUGCUGGACAUUCAAAAGAUGAGUAACAGCAAUGGAAAUUUACUCUCCAGCGUGGAUACCUAUCAAAGAUUCGAUACCAUUUGCAACGCUAGUGACGUGGCAGAUACUACCAAUCCUCGAAUAUUGGAUCUGAUUAUGAACGAGAUACAUCCUCUGCCGCAUUUACCUCAAGAUAACUCUUGCCCCCUCGCCGAUUUCCUCUUCUACUUUUCCAUUUCCUUUGUCGAGGUUUAUAACGAAAAUAUAUUCGAUUUGCUCGAUGAGGAUUUCUCGCUAAACGCCAAAAAAUAUUCCCACGACAAUAAUAAGAAAAUGAGGGUUCUACGCAACCAUAACAAGGGAGCUGGCAACUUCGCGGAGAGCAAAAUUUCCACCGGAAGUUCCGUGUACGGAAGUAGCCUCGAAAAUUAUUCCAUGGCGAGCAAGUGCCACAGCAAUAACGGUGGCGUUUUUCAAAAACGCCGCGCUUUGAAAAUAGGGGAAGAUAGAGACCGAGACGUUUAUAUCAAAAAUUUAACCGUUAUAAACGUGUCUAGUCUAAGCCAGGUAUUAUUUUAUCUGGAAACGGGCAAAAGAAAUCUCAAGAUGGCUUCAACUUUACUCAAUUACAAUUCGAGUAGAAGUCAUUCGAUAUUCACCAUCAAAUUGCAUCGAUGUUCGAGGAGGAAUCUAAACAUUAUCCAUACCAAUGAAUUUACAUUUUGCGAUUUAGCCGGGGCAGAAAGGACCGUUAAAACUGGUAACGUUGGCGAUAGGCUUUUCGAGGCUAGAAAUAUCAAUUCUUCACUGCUAACGUUAUCAAAAUGCUUGCAAAUUAUCAAACACAAUGAAUUGCACAAGGACCAUCCUAAAUUGAUCCCAUUCAGGGAAAGCAAACUGACCCGUCUGUUUCAGAACUAUUUUCUGAGAGCAAACUCGAAAAUUUCUAUGAUCGUUAACAUAAGCAAAAAUGAAGGGAUGUAUCCUGAAACGCUUCAUUCCUUAAAAUUCUCCGCUCUCGCCAAAAAAAUUGUUUUAAACAACUUAAAAUCCUUCUCUUCUCACCAUCGGCACCAAUAUUUCACUAAUAUAGACCACGCGGAACAAAUGGUCGAUUCAAAUAAUCAGCAUGUUAUCGUCAUUUCGAAAGACCUCAUUACAGACGACGGAAAAAUUUUGUACGAUAUUAAGGGGAAUGCGUAUGAUAUCCGACAUUUUGAGGAUAGUUAUGAAAAAAACGGGGAUGGUAUAAUGAGAGGAAAAAAAGGAUUUAGGAUGGCUCUUUGGCUAUUAGACUACCAUUGA